CACACACUCUUCUGUUGUGGCCACAGCAAAAGUUCUUAACCCAAGAUGAAGUGCUUGGCGUUUGUGCUCCUGGCGGCUGCCGUUUGCGCUUCCGAAAUCGAGAAGCGAGAGGCGGAGCCCAGCGUAGUUUAUCAUUCCGGCUACACAACUUCAGUCCAUCUACCGACCUACGGACCAUCCCUCCCUACUCACCACCACAAGAGAUCAGCAGAUGCUGAGCCUUCCAGUCCUUAUGGCGUCAGGACCAUCUCCCACACUCCUGUUUAUGGUGGAUAUGGACACAACGUUCAUACACUCCACAAAAGGGCUGCUGACGCUGAAGCUUCUCGACUUUACUCUCACAGAAGCUAUUCUUCCAUCCCCGUAGUCCACGGAGGAUACCAUGGUCACCGGUUCCACAAGAGGUCUGCUGAGCCCGAAGCUGAGGCUGAGGCUUCUCAUGGUUAUCUCCCUUACCUUCCAUACACUCCAGUUGCACCUUACGGCCGACACAUCUACAAGAGGUCUGCUGAACCCGAAGCUGAGGCUGAGGCUUCUCAUGGUUAUCGCCCAUAUCUUCCAUAUGCUCCAGCUGCAACUUACGGCCGACACAUCUACAAGAGGUCCGCUGAACCAGAAGCUGAAGCUGACGCUUCUCACAGUUAUCUCCCUGCUUACAUUCCCUACACUCCUGUGCAAACUUCAUACAGCCGACACCUCUACAAGAGGUCUGCUGAGCCUGAGGCAGAGCCAUCUUACCUAUACGCUCCUGUCUCUUACGCACAUACUUCUGUUUAUCGUCCUGCUUCUGUUUAUCGUUCCCUCUAUUACUGAGCCGGUACAUAAUGGACAAUUAUGCCAAACAGGAGCCAUAGUGUGUCAUCUAAUUAAUUCAACCGGAAAA
Messenger RNA from Penaeus indicus, 883 nucleotides. RefSeq lists its product as uncharacterized. The coding region runs from base 46 to 813 and encodes 255 amino acids. The transcript has 2 exons. Lineage: Eukaryota; Metazoa; Arthropoda; Malacostraca; Decapoda; Penaeidae. The record is from RefSeq and is a predicted model, not a curated record.